Messenger RNA from Aedes albopictus (Asian tiger mosquito), 1434 nucleotides. RefSeq lists its product as uncharacterized. Lineage: Eukaryota; Metazoa; Arthropoda; Insecta; Diptera; Culicidae. Gene Ontology annotation, biological process: DNA integration. The record is from RefSeq and is a predicted model, not a curated record. The transcript is spliced from 3 exons. Gene Ontology annotation, molecular function: nucleic acid binding. Bases 1 to 1434 code for a protein of 477 amino acids.
AUGCGGAAGCUUCGCUACCCGCUCGACAAUCUGCUGAAGGCUGAAGCGAAGUUCCAAUGGACCCCGGAGUGCCAGAAAGCGUUCGAGCACUUCAAGAAGAUUCUCUCCUCGGAUCUGCUGCUCACUCACUACGAUCCGAAGCGGGAGAUCAUCGUUUCUGCCGACGCGUCAUCCGUUGGGCUUGGGGCAACCAUCAGCCACAAGUUCCCCGACGGCACCAUCAAGGUCGUGCAGCACGCAUCAAGGGCACUCACGAAGGCAGAGCAGGGCUACAGCCAGCCGGACCGCGAGGGUUUGGCCAUUAUUUUCGCCGUAACGAAGUUUCACAAGAUGCUCUUCGGACGGCACUUCCGGCUGCAAACCGACCACCAGCCACUGCUCCGGAUCUUCGGCUCCAAGAAGGGAAUACCGGUCUACACGGCAAACCGGUUGCAACGUUUCGCCCUUCAUUUGCUUCUCUACGAUUUCGAGAUUGAGUACGUGCCCACCCACAAGUUCGGCAAUGCGGACCUGCUUUCCCGGUUGAUCAACCAGCACGUCAAACCCGAAGAGGACUACGUCUUCGCGAGCCUCAACCUGGAAGAGGAUCUCAGAGCCGUGGCGCAAAGCACCCAAGCAGACCCGCUGCUCCGGAAAGUCUACCACCACAUCCAACACGGUUGGCCCGAAUCCAAACUCUCGGGUUCCGACAUCCUACGGUUCCAAGCACGCAAGGAAUCGCUCUCGGUGGUAGAUGGGUGCAUCAUGUUUGCCGAACGGCUCAUCAUCCCGUCGCUGCUCCGCAAGCGAUGCCUCGAACAGCUUCAUCGUGGUCAUCCCGGCAUGCAGCGUAUGAAAGCCCUCGCCCGAAGCUACGUGUACUGGCCCAACUUGGAUGCCGACAUCGUCAAUUUCGUCAAGGCAUGCCAACAGUGUGCGUCCGUAGCCAGAUCGCCUCCUCACUCUCCACCGGUGCCGUGGCCCAAGCCGACAGCUCCCUGGCAGCGCGUCCACGUCGACUACGCCGGCCCGAUCGAAGGCGAGUACUAUUUGAUCGCUGUCGACGCCUUCUCCAAGUGGCCAGAGAUCAUCCAAACGACCCGAAUCACCUCAGCGGUGACGAUUACCAUUCUCCGUGGGUUGUUUGCUCGGCUGGGUAUGCCCGUAACACUAGUCAGCGACAACGGUACCCAGUUCACGAGCACCGAGUUCGCCGAUUUCUGCGCCUCCAACGGCAUCGAGCACCUCACGACGGCCCCGUUCCAUCCACAGUCGAAUGGCCAAGCGGAGCGAUUCGUGGACGCCUUCAAGCGGGCCGUGAAGAAGAUUCGAGAGGAGAGAGGAUCGAUACAGCAAGCACUGGACGUCUUCUUGCUGACGUACCGAAGCACGCCCAACCGGGCGCUACCUGACCAGAAGUCGCCUUCUGAGGUCAUGUACAAACUGGGCAAAUAA